AUGAACGAUAACAGUAAAAUCUACAUAUCCAACCUUAGUUGGAGCACAAACGAUGAAGAUCUCGCUCGUGCGUUUAGUCCAUUUGGGCAGAUAAGCGACUACAUUGUCAUGAAAGACAGACAAACGGGUAGAUCCAGAGGUUUUGGUUUUGUUACCUACGCAAACGACAGGGAAGCGUCUAGUGCACUAGAGAGUAUGAAUGAAGUUGAGCUUGACGGCAGGAGAAUACGCGUCAAUUACGCACACGCCCGGUCAUCACCAAGAAGAUAGUAAGCUAGUUGGAAUCUAUUAGCUAGGACGACAGAGUGUAUCGGCUAUAUCUUGGAGUUUGCGAAUUGCUAUAUAAUGUACUUGUAUAAU
Messenger RNA from Wallemia mellicola CBS 633.66, 360 nucleotides. RefSeq lists its product as hypothetical. Bases 1 to 270 code for a protein of 89 amino acids. NCBI's taxonomy places the organism in Eukaryota, Fungi, Basidiomycota, Wallemiomycetes, Wallemiales, Wallemiaceae. The record is from RefSeq and is a predicted model, not a curated record. Gene Ontology annotation, molecular function: mRNA binding. The transcript has 4 exons.